UAACAUAAACAUAGAGCGAACAUUCAAUUUUAAGUAGUUUUGAGAUGAGAACUGUGUUCAGCACUUAUACAUCGUUAACUACUUUUGGAACUUCCGGUAACAAACUAACCAUAAUACGGUAAAACGUUACGGUUAAUACGGUAAUUUGGCCUCGCCCACGUCUCAGGAAGUGAACAGUGAAUGCACAGUUUCUGCAAGGGUAGAAAGCUGUCAACACCUGAACUCCUGUUGUAAAUAAAAGUAGCAAAAAUCAAUCAGUUCUUGUUUGAAGUGGUGAGCGACGAUAGAAGAUGUUCUCCCCGCGGGUCCUUAAAUCGGCAUCGUCCGUAGUGUGCAGGGGGUUUUCAAUGGGUCAGAUGUCUAGACAAGGGAAGGCUCCGGACAUGGCUGAAGGAAACACAUAUUUGCUUGUGAGCAAUGUUCGCAACAGGCUUAGGGAGAUAGUUGGAGCAUCCACCAACUGGAAAGAUCACCAGCAAGCAUUGGCCGAGCGUUCGUCACUAAGCCAGUAUCUUGCUAAAAGUCAGGAAGAACUGCCUACGAGGACAAUGAAGGACAGUGAAAUUGAGGUUCACCUACCUCUAGGUACCAAGCCUGAGUUGAGAGAGAAAUACCUCAACUUUCACAACAGCGUCAGGUUUGGCCGGAUUUUGGAAGACUUGGACAGUUUAGCAGUGCUCAUUUGUUACUCCCACACAUGGAAUAAAGACCUGAAUCGAUCACCGCUUUCUAUUGUCACUGCCCUAGUGGACAAAAUCGACAUGAGAAAACAUAUCAUCUACCCAGACUGUGACAUCAAGUUCAAAGGUCAUGUGACAUGGGUUGGCAAAACCUCAAUAGAAGCUAAAAUGCACAUGACUCAGUACCAUGAUGGGGUGUACACUGACGUGUUAGAUGCCACAUUUGUAAUGGUGGCCCGAGAUCCAGAAAACAAAAGGGCAGCUUUCAUCAACCCUUUGAAACCAGAUGGGCCGGAGGAAGAGGCGAUUUUUCAACAGGGAGAGAUUAACAAGAAGAGGCGGGUGGAGUUGAGCACGGCCUCUCUUCUUAAAGUGGCCCCUACAGCUGAGGAGAGAACCCUCAUUCACAACCUGUUCCUUAACACUUUGGACCCAAGAACUAUUAGUUUUCGGGGUAGAACACUGCCACCUAACUCAGUGUGGAUGGAAGAUGCCAAAAUGAAAGGGCUAGAGAUUUGCCAUCCACAGGAAAGAAAUAUCUUCAACCGGAUAUUUGGUGGUUUUCUAAUGAGAAAGGCUUAUGAACUUGGCUGGGCCAAUGCUUGUGCAUUUGCUGGUUGCAGGCCAUCCCUGGUGGCUGUAGAUGACAUUGUAUUCCGAAAACCAGUCGAAAUUGGUUCCCUGCUGUUGCUUUCCUCGCAGGUUUGCUAUACAGAAGGGACACACGUUCAAGUCAGAGUUCACACAGAGGUCCUCGACCCUUUGACCCGGCAGCACAGCACCACCAACGUGUUUCACUUCACUUUCCGUGUCGAGAAGGAUGUCUCAGCGGUUGUACCACAAAGCUAUGGAGAGUCAAUGCUUUACCUGGAUGGAAAGAGGCACUUUGAUGAGACCAUGAGGAGUCUGAGCUGAGCAUUAUCGGAUAUGCUGAUAAAAUGAGAUUCCUGCUAUAGCCAAAUGAGUGUCAGUUCCGUAAAUGUGGAUACCAUUUUAUUUGAACACAUAUUAUUUACAUUGCCUUCUGCACUUAUGCAUUUAACUAUUUGUCUAUUUACUUAUUGUUUUAUUGCAGUUUUACAGUGGGCACUUUAGGAGAAGGGUGUUAUUAUUUGGUUGUUUGUUAAAGGGUCGAGGUAUAUUUUGUUUUUUCAUCUGCCGUCUCUUGCACAAUAGAGCGUUUAAGCCUUUCUGAGUAUUCUCCAUUGACUGUUAUGCUGGAUGAACACAUUUGCUGCAUACUCACUAGUGAAUGCCUCUUUUAGUGUAUUUAAUCUGACUGUUUAGGUUUAGAAAACCCACCCUGCGUCCUAAUUUGCAUACUAUUCGUCCUAAAUAAUAUUCAGAAUUAAAAUGUGUAUGUUCUAAAUCAUAGUGUAGAAGUGCUGAUCCAUACACAUACUAACACAUUGUGAGAGGUUAGAGUUUAGUGAUGCUACAAUAAUGAACAAAUACAAAAAAGUAUGAUUAGUAGGUGAAUUGGGAUGCAGCACCAGGCUUUACACAGAGUUUUUUGGAUGACAGAUAGACGACCGAUGUAUAUUCUGUGUUUCAUGGGUUAGGAGUUUAGGCUAUAUCAGAAGAGAUUUAUAUGCAUGUGUUGGAAUGUUGAUAAUUUUGUUUGUAGGAAAACAAGCUCUUCUCAGUAGCCUCAUUACAAUUUUGUUAAAGAAAAACUGAAGUUCUCUUGUUUGCUACAGUAUUUGCUCACUUUUCUAUGAUGUAAGUGGAACAGACAUCCAUUGAAAUUCAGAAAAAAUAUUUCAGUAUGAGGUUGACCUGUUAAGCUUCCAUAUGAAUGUCCAGAUUAACAUUGUACGUGUUCAAGUACUUGUUCAAUCACUACCUGUGCCAGACUGACAAAAACCUGACAAAUGAAUUCAUUUCUUUCACAUUUACAUUUAUCCAUUUGGCAGAUGCUUUUAUCCAAAGUGACUUACAAGUAGGAGAGCAUAUAAACAUUUUGUCAACACGCUAAACAGUACCUUUUAAAUGAACAAAAGGUAUUUAUCAACGUUUAUGUAAAUAUAUGUUUAUAAACAUUUCUUAAAAUACUUUGUUUUAUGAGUAGUUUUUUGUAAUUUCCUACAAUUUGAACACAAUAUAAAUGUUUAUUCACAUAUGUAUUGGCGGACUAACAUCAUUUGUUUGUGAGUGACAGAGGCUACAUAGUCAGUUCCCUAAAUUUUAUCUGUAAUGUCUGAAUAUGAUGUUUUAUUAAAUAUUUUAUUUAUAAUAUUAAACGUAUGUUUAACUCUU
Messenger RNA from Triplophysa rosa, 2939 nucleotides. Its product is annotated as acyl-coenzyme A thioesterase 9, mitochondrial-like. NCBI's taxonomy places the organism in Eukaryota, Metazoa, Chordata, Actinopteri, Cypriniformes, Nemacheilidae. Gene Ontology annotation, molecular function: fatty acyl-CoA hydrolase activity. Gene Ontology annotation, biological process: acyl-CoA metabolic process. The transcript has 16 exons. The record is from RefSeq and is a predicted model, not a curated record. Gene Ontology annotation, cellular component: mitochondrion. Bases 291 to 1595 code for a protein of 434 amino acids.